Messenger RNA from Perkinsus marinus ATCC 50983, 1568 nucleotides. Its product is annotated as Peptide transporter, putative. The transcript has a single exon. NCBI's taxonomy places the organism in Eukaryota, Perkinsozoa, Perkinsida, Perkinsidae. Gene Ontology annotation, molecular function: transmembrane transporter activity. Gene Ontology annotation, cellular component: membrane. Gene Ontology annotation, biological process: transmembrane transport; oligopeptide transport. The record is from RefSeq and is a predicted model, not a curated record. The coding region runs from base 1 to 1539 and encodes 512 amino acids.
AUGGUUGUCAAGCGAGAUUCUUUGUCCUGGACCGACUCGUCGGGGAAUAUAUACCACUACUACCAAAGGCCCAUGCUCAACGGUGUUAUCUUCAUCCUUUUGCAGGAGUUCUGUGAGCGCCUAGCUUUUUUCGGGAUAACGCCCAACGCCCAGACUUUCUUCAAGGAGUACUUGAACUACACUGACGCUGAAGCUAACUCCUAUAUAGCAACGUUCCAGGCAAUCCUUUAUGUCACACCGCUUUUCGCCGCGGUGCUUUCUGACACCAUCUUGGGUGUGUAUGUUACCAUUUUGUCCUUUUCUGUCGUGUAUAUGAUAGGUCUGAUCUUACUUCUUUUAUCGACGGUCAAGAGCAUCAGUGCACCGUGGAUGAUCCAUUUGUCUGUGCUCGUUCUCAUCACUCUCGGUGGUGGCGGUAUUAAGAGCUGCGUGAAUGUCAUGGGUGCGCAUCAGUUCCACCCCGACUAUCACAAAGAAAGCCUCACUAGCUACUAUACCUACUUCUAUGCGGCUAUCAAUGUCGGCUCGCUGAUCGGAGGUAUCGCAACACCGAUCGUUUUGCAAGAGGCUAACUUUACAGCUGCUUUCGCCAUCCCACUGGGGGCAUUCGUGGUGGCUACUGUCGUUUUUGUGUGCGGCGGUCUUCUUGGCCGAUUCGUUAAACCCAAGCCUCAAGGCUCAGCAGUCCUCAAGAUCUUACAAGUGAUGUUCAAUGCGAUUAAGAAGUGCUCUUUGGAGAAGAACAAGAAAACUCGGGGAGGUCAGUUCGAAGAUGGGUUCAUAGAAGAUGUGAAAGCAUUGCUCCGUUUGAUUCCAUUAUUCUCACUCAUUAUCCCCUUCGUUAUUGCUUACGUCAAUCUCUCCACUGCUUACCUCACACAAGCACAGAAGAUGGACAGGCGGUUGUUCAACUGGAAGAUCCCUGCUGCACUGAUGCAAAAUGUCGACCCGAUCGCCGUCGUGAUCAACUCUAUAUUAAUCAGCUCCAUUCUCUACCCACUCUUGAAGAGGCGUGGUAUUGUACUAUCGGUGCUCUUGAGGUCCUUCAUUGGAAGUGUUCUCGGUGUAGUUUCAUUGGUAUCCGCCCUCAUAGUCGAACUACAGAUCAAGUCAAGACCACUUUUCACUGUGUCGAUAUGGUGGCAAGUCGUGCAGUUCUGGCUCGUUGCAGCAGGCGAGAUUUUCCUCAUCUCAACAUCUUAUGAGAUUGCAUUCACAUUGUCACCAAGCUCGUUGAAGGCAGUCGCAUCGGCGGUGAAUUUGUUAUUCUUCGCCGUUGGAUAUGCGCUCUCCGGAGUGAUCUUCCAGCUAUGUGCUCCGUGGUUGCCCAAUUUCGAUCCGGCAAACCCGACUGUGAUAUCUCACAAGGGAGCCCAUUACGAAUACUUUUAUCUAGUUCUCAUCGCGCUGUGCAGCAUCGGAGCAGCUGCAUGCUUAGCACUCAUGCCUUACUUCAAGCGAGUCGCUAAGGCUAAUAGAGAACUGCUCGAAGCUGUUCGGAAGGAAGAGGUUACCGAGGAAGAUCCAGCAAAAGUCUGAAACGCUGCAGUGGAUUAGACCCUAGACUU